AGAGACUGGGACUGUAAGAAGCCGGCAUCUUCUGUCAGCGGUGACACCUUCCGGAGCCCACAGUGUUAAAUAUGGCCGAGAAGUUCAAGGUGGAAAGCCCACAUGUGCGAUAUUUAAAGGAUGUAAUAGAAGCUGAUUACAACUAUGAUACAACACAAGUCUAUGAGGAGAAAGGUGUUACUAAGGUCAAACCAUGUUCCACCAAGUUUACUUUCCAUACAGAAAGAAAGGUUCCCAAACUUGGUGUCAUGUUGGUUGGCUGGGGUGGAAAUAAUGGAACCACUGUCACUGCAGCUGUAAUAGCCAAUCAGCUGGGGCUUUCGUGGAUGACCAAAACAGGAAAAAAGGUUGCAAAUUAUUAUGGCUCGCUGUUUCAAUCAUCCACUGUGUGUCUGGGCACUGGCCCUGCCGGGGAAGUUUUUGUGCCUUUCAGAGACCUUCUCCCCAUGGUUAAUCCCAACGAUAUAGUCUUUGAUGGUUGGGAUAUCUCAUCUUUAAACCUGGCCGAUGCCAUGUUUAGGGCAGAGGUUUUAGACUGGCAGCUCCAGGAACAGCUGAGACCUUAUAUGGAGAAGAUGAAGCCAAGGCCAUCAAUCUAUAUCCCAGAAUUUAUUGCAGCCAAUCAGGAAGACCGAGCCAACCACAUCAUCCAUGGAACAAAAGCUGAGCAGGUACAGAAAAUUCGGGAGGAUAUACAGGACUUUAAGAAGACCAGUGAAGUAGACAAAGUUAUUGUACUAUGGACAGCAAACACAGAACGUUUUUGUGACAUUAUUCCUGGCGUGAAUGAUACAGCUGAUAAUCUACUGAAAGCUAUUGAGAAUGGUCUUGAAGUGUCUCCAUCCACAAUGUUUGCAGUAGCCAGCAUCCUGGAGGACUGUGCCUAUAUCAAUGGAUCUCCUCAAAACACAUUUGUCCCAGGGGCUAUUGAAUUGGCCAUCCGACAUAAUGUGUUUAUUGGUGGUGACGACUUUAAGUCUGGGCAGACCAAGAUAAAAUCUGUUCUGAUGGAUUUCCUAGUCAACGCUGGUCUCAAGCCUGUCUCUAUUGUAAGCUAUAACCAUCUGGGGAAUAAUGAUGGGAAAAAUCUCUCAGCACCCCAACAGUUUCGAUCAAAAGAAAUAUCAAAAAGCAACGUGGUGGAUGAUAUGGUGGAGUCUAACCCUAUUCUGUAUGGGCCUAAUGAGAAACCAGACCACUGUGUGGUGAUCAAAUAUGUCCCCUAUGUGGGAGAUAGUAAAAGGGCAAUGGAUGAGUACACGUCAGAAAUAAUGAUGGGGGGAACCAACACUAUUGUUCUUCAUAAUACAUGUGAGGACUCUUUGCUAGCAAGCCCAAUUAUCCUGGACCUAGUCCUUCUUACUGAGCUCUGCCAGAGAAUUACCUUCCGCACUGAGACAGACCAAGAAUUCCAGACCUUCCACAGCGUACUUUCCAUUCUGAGCUUCCUCUGCAAGGCUCCUCUUGUUCCUCAGGGGACUCCAGUGGUCAAUGCGCUUUUCAGGCAGAGGAACUGCAUUGAGAACAUCCUAAGGGCUUGCUUGGGUCUUUCUCCUCAAAACCACAUGAUGCUGGAGCACAAGAUGCAAAGAAGUUUUGUCAGCCUCAAAAGGCCAAGCACCGUGUGUAGCCCUUACCCUAUUUCUAUUAAAAAGGGGAAUACUGUUGUCAAUGGUUUCCAUCCUCCGAGUAUCAGCAAUGGCCUUAGCCACUCCAAUGGACUGGGAAAGACCAUGAUCAGCAGUGACAUUGAGAUUGAGAAUUAGCGGAGAUGCUGACACUACUCUAUCUUACCUUUUUAGAAUGGACUGGACCUUUUUUGGGAAUAUAACUUAGAAACCUCGAACUGACAUUACAGCUACUGACCGCACUGGUAGUGCUUUCUUUUUUAGAACUUGUUAGCUGUGUGCUGUGUUUUUGAGAUGUUCCCAGGCUGAAGUUCCUGAUCUGUGUUGUCUGAUUACCAACCACCACUUGUCCAGCUCAAUAAAAUGAACUUCAGACAGC
Molecule: messenger RNA, 2007 nt
Organism: Xenopus tropicalis (tropical clawed frog)
Lineage: Eukaryota; Metazoa; Chordata; Amphibia; Anura; Pipidae
Gene: isyna1
Product: inositol-3-phosphate synthase 1
Exons: 11
Coding region: 72-1766 (564 amino acids)
Biological process (GO): inositol biosynthetic process; phospholipid biosynthetic process
Cellular component (GO): cytoplasm
Molecular function (GO): inositol-3-phosphate synthase activity
Source: RefSeq, marked validated